Apiotrichum porosum is the source of this 5370-nucleotide messenger RNA. It is a transcript of the gene FKS1, whose product is annotated as 1,3-beta-D-glucan synthase. The transcript has 3 exons. The record is from RefSeq and is a predicted model, not a curated record. Gene Ontology annotation, biological process: (1->3)-beta-D-glucan biosynthetic process; fungal-type cell wall polysaccharide biosynthetic process. Gene Ontology annotation, cellular component: plasma membrane; 1,3-beta-D-glucan synthase complex. Gene Ontology annotation, molecular function: 1,3-beta-D-glucan synthase activity. The coding region runs from base 1 to 5370 and encodes 1789 amino acids. NCBI's taxonomy places the organism in Eukaryota, Fungi, Basidiomycota, Tremellomycetes, Trichosporonales, Trichosporonaceae.
AUGUCGUAUCCCAACCCCCCCGAGGGGCCAAACCCUUCGAGUUACUCGCAGGCUUCCUCGACGGACCCCUUCAACCAGCCGCCGCUGAGCUACGAAGGUGCCCCGCCCGGAGGCCCCCCUCCUCCUGGUGGACCCGGCGGCCCCCAGUACCAGCAGUACUAUGACAACGAGUCUGAUAUUGGUGCCCGCUACGAGGGUGGCGGUAUGGGCCGUGAGACUUGGGCCAGCGAGAGCGCCUGGAGUGGCAAUGACCACAACCCUGGCUAUGCAGGAUCCGAAGCAUCCCACCAGCAGCAAGGCUAUCCAUCGCGCUCAUCGACCCCAACCUACACUGAGGGCAGCAGGGAGGGACACCGUCCCCGCGAGCCAUACCCAGCAUGGACCCAGGAGGCCAACAUUCCUCUCUCCAAGGAGGAGAUUGAGGACGUCCUCAUCGACUUGGCCAACAAGUUUGGUUUCCAAAAGGACUCGUGCCGUAACAUUUACGACUUUUUGAUGAUCCAGCUGGACUCGCGUUCGUCGCGCAUGACGCCCAACCAGGCGCUUCUCACUCUCCACGCCGACUACAUUGGCGGCGAGCAUGCCAACUACCGUAAAUGGUACUUUGCUGCCCAGCUCGACCUCGACGAUGCCGUCGGUCAGGUCAACAACCCUGGUCUCACCCGAGUGCGCUCGGUGGCCCGCAAGGGCAAGAAGGGCGCCAAGACCCCCGGUGGCACUUCGACCGCCCAGGAAAAGUCGCUCGACUCUGCCACGAACCGCUGGCGUACCGCCAUGAACAACAUGAGCCAGUAUGACCGUCUCCGCCAGGUCGCCCUCUUCCUGCUGUGUUGGGGUGAAGCCGCCCAGGUCCGUUUCAUUCCCGAGUGCUUGUGUUUCAUCUUCAAGUGCGCCGACGACUACUACCGCUCGCCCGAGUGCCAGAACCGCAUGGAGGCCGUCCCCGAGGGUCUCUACCUCCGUGGUGUGGUCAAGCCCCUCUACAACUUCCUCCGUGACCAGGGUUACGAGGUCGUCGACGGCAAGUUCCUGCGUCGCGAGCGUGACCACGACCAGAUUAUCGGUUACGACGAUGUCAACCAGCUCUUCUGGUACCCCGAGGGUAUUGCCCGCAUCGUCCUCGCCGACAAGACCCGUCUUGUCGACCUCGCUCCUGCCCAGCGUUUCAUGAAGUUUGACCGCAUCGACUGGAACCGUGUCUUCUUCAAGACCUACCUUGAGAAGCGCUCCUUCUUCCACCUCCUCGUCAACUUUAACCGUAUCUGGGUCUGCCACAUUUCGGUCUUUUGGUACUACACGGCUUACAACUCUCCUGCCAUCUAUGCGGUUUCCGGCACGACAAAGGCAACAACGCCCAUGGCGUGGUCCAUGACCGCCCUUGGCGGUGCCGUCUCGACUAUUAUCAUGAUCAUGGCCACUCUUGCCGAGUUUAGCUACAUCCCCACUACCUGGAACAACACUUCGCACCUCCUGCGUCGACUGCUCUUCCUCGGCGUCAUCCUGUUCUGUACCGUCGCCCCAUCAAUCUACAUUGCCUUCUUCAACCAGACUGGCAACAUCUCGCUCAUCCUCGGCAUUGUCCAGUUUGCAAUUGCAGUCUGCGCGACAUUGCUGUUCGGUAUUGUCCCCUCGGGCCGCAUGUUUGGUGACCGUGUCGCCGGCAAGAGCCGCAAGUACCUCGCCAACCAGACGUUCACUGCCUCGUACCCUGGUCUCUCGCGCGGUGGCCGUGGCGCGUCGGUUCUGCUCUGGGUCCUCAUUUUCGGGUGCAAGUUUGCCGAGUCCUACUUCUUCCUCACGCUGUCGUUCAAGGACCCCAUCGCGGUCAUGACCGGCAUGAAGAUUCAGAACUGUUCGGACAAGUACUUUGGCCACAGCCUCUGUGUUCACCAGGCAACCUUUGCCUUUGCCGUCAUGUUCCUCAUGGACCUCACCCUGUUCUUCCUCGACACUUUCCUGUGGUACGUCAUCUGGAACACCAUCUUCUCGAUUGCCCGCUCGUUUGCCAUUGGCAUGAGCAUCUGGACCCCCUGGAAGGACAUCUUCUCGCGUCUCCCCAAGCGUGUCUACGCCAAGAUUCUCGCCACGGCAGAGAUGGAGGUGAAAUACAAGCCAAAGGUUCUGGUCUCGCAGGUGUGGAACGCCAUCAUCAUCUCAAUGUACCGUGAGCACCUGCUCUCGAUCGACCACGUCCAGCGUCUCCUCUACCACCAGGUCGCCUCGGACCACCCGGGCAAGCGUACCCUGCGCGCCCCGGCCUUCUUCAUCUCGCAAGGUGACAAGAAGUCCAAGGUCGAGUUCUUCCCCAAGGGUUCCGAGGCUGAGCGCCGUAUCUCGUUCUUUGCCCAGUCCCUCACCACCACCCUCCCCGAGCCCGUCCCCGUCGAGGCCAUGCCCACUUUCACCGUCCUUGUCCCCCACUACUCGGAGAAGAUUCUGCUCUCGCUUCGUGAGAUUAUUCGCGAGGAGGACCAGAACACCCGUGUCACCCUUCUCGAGUAUCUCAAGCAGCUCCACCCUGUCGAGUGGGACAACUUUGUCAAGGACACCAAGAUCCUCGCCGAGGAGUCGCAGGUCUUCAACCCUACCAACCCCUUUGCGGGCGACGAAAAGGAGGAGAGCAAGCGCGCCGACGACAUUCCGUUCUACACUGUUGGUUUCAAGUCGGCCGCUCCCGAGUACACGCUUCGUACGCGUAUUUGGGCCUCGCUCCGUGCCCAGACCCUCUACCGUACCGUCUCUGGUUUCAUGAACUACUCCAAGGCCAUCAAGCUCCUCUACCGUGUCGAGAACCCCGAGGUCGUCCAGCUCUUUGGCGGUAACACCGACCAGCUCGAGCGUGAGCUCGAGCGCAUGGCCCGCCGCAAGUUCAAGUUUGUCGUCUCGAUGCAGCGCUACUCCAAGUUCAACAAGGAGGAGCACGAGAACGCCGAGUUCCUCCUCCGUGCCUACCCGGACCUCCAGAUUGCCUACCUCGACGAGGAGCCUCCCCGCAAGGAAGGUGGCGAGAACCGCAUCUUCUCGGCCCUUAUUGAUGGUCACUCGGAGAUCCUGCCCAGCGGCCGUCGUCGCCCCAAGUUCCGCAUCGAGCUGCCCGGUAACCCCAUUCUCGGUGACGGCAAGUCGGACAACCAGAACCACGCCAUCAUCUUCUACCGUGGAGAGUACCUCCAGCUCAUCGACGCCAACCAGGACAACUACCUCGAGGAGUGCCUCAAGAUCCGCAACGUCCUCGGCGAGUUUGAAGAGUUCCAGAUCUCGUCCCAGUCGCCCUACGCUGCCAACGGCCACAAGGACUUUAAGAGGUACCCCGUCGCCAUUGUCGGUGCGCGCGAGUACAUUUUCUCAGAGAACAUUGGUAUCCUCGGUGACAUUGCCGCCGGCAAGGAGCAGACGUUCGGUACCCUCGCUGCCCGUUCGCUUUCGUUUAUUGGUGGAAAGCUCCACUACGGUCACCCCGAUUUCCUCAACGCCAUCUACAUGAACACUCGCGGCGGUGUCUCAAAGGCCCAGAAGGGUCUCCACCUCAACGAAGACAUUUAUGCGGGUAUGAACGCGUUUGGCCGUGGCGGUCGCAUCAAGCACUCGGAGUACUACCAGUGCGGCAAGGGCCGUGACCUGGGUUUCGGCACCAUUCUCAACUUCCAGACCAAGAUUGGUACCGGUAUGGGCGAGCAGAUGCUGUCGCGCGAGUACUACUACCUCGGCACCCAGCUCCCCAUGGACCGCUUCCUGACGUUCUACUAUGGCCACCCGGGUUUCCACAUCAACAACAUUCUUGUCAUGAUGUCGGUCCAGGUGUUCAUGAUCACCCUCGUCUUCCUCGGUACCCUCAACUCGUCGAUCAAGGUCUGCCAGUACAACUCUGCCGGCACCAUUUUGUCGGGCCAGAACGGUUGCUACAACCUCCAGCCCGUCUUCAAGUGGAUCAAGCGCUGUAUCAUUUCGAUCUUUAUCGUGUUCUGGAUCGCCUUUGUGCCCCUCUUCGUCCAGGAGCUCACUGAGCGUGGUACCGGCCGUGCCAUUAUCCGUCUCGCCAAGCACUUCAUGUCGCUCUCACCCGUGUUCGAAGUGUUCUCGACGCAAAUCUACAUGCACUCGAUCCUCAACAACUUGACGUUUGGCGGUGCCCGUUACAUUGCCACCGGUCGUGGUUUCGCCACCACGCGUAUCUCGUUUAGCAUCCUGUACUCGCGUUUCGCCGGUCCUUCCAUCUACGUCGGUAUCCGCACGCUCGUCCUCUUGCUCUACAUUACCCUGGCCGUUUGGAUCCCCCACCUCAUCUACUUCUGGAUCACGGUCCUUGGUCUUUGCAUUGCGCCCUUCCUCUUCAACCCCCACCAGUUCUCGUUCAGCGACUUUAUCAUCGACUACCGCGAGUUCCUCCGCUGGAUGUCGCGUGGUAACUCGCGCACCCACGCCAACUCGUGGGUCGGAUACUGCCGUCUCUCGCGUACCCGCAUCACUGGUUUCAAGCGCAAGCGUCUUGGUCUCCCCUCGGAGAAGCUCUCGAGCGACGUGCCCCGUGCCCCCUGGCGUGCGAUCCUGGUCGGUGAGAUCAUUGGCCCCAUCUGCCUCGCCAUCAUCAUGGUCAUCUGUUACCUCUUCCAAAAGUCGUUUGCCGACGAGGGCGUCACCGUCCCCGCCCUCCUCCGUAUCGCCGUCAUUGCCCUUGGCCCCAUUGUCUGGAACAUGGCGCUCCUGCUCGUCCUCUUCCUGCUCUCGCUCUUCCUCGGUCCCUGCCUCAACUCGUGCACCAACCAGUUUGGUGCCACCAUGGCCGCCAUUGCCCACUUUGGUGGUGUCGUCGGCAUGGUCGCCUUCUUCGAGUUCCUCUGGUACCUUGAGCGCUGGAACGCCACCCCGACCGUCAUGGGUAUCAUUGCUGUCAUUGCCGUCCAGCGUGCCAUCUUCAAGAUCCUCAUCGCCGUCUUCCUGUCGCGUGAAUUCAAGCACGACGAGACCAACCGCGCCUGGUGGACGGGUGUGUGGUUCAACCGCGGUCUCGGCUCGCACGUCCUCUCGCAGCCCGCGCGUGAAUUCAUCGUCAAGACCAUCGAGAUGGGUCUGUACGCCGCCGACUUCCUCGCGUGCCACAUCCUCCUCUUCAUCCUCUCCUUCCCCAUGCUCAUCCCCUUCUUUGACCGUCUGCACGCCACCAUGCUCUUCUGGCUCUCGCCCAGCCAGCAGAUCCGCCCCCCCAUCUACUCGCUUCGUCAGCGCAAGCAGCGCAGGGCCAUUGUCGCAAAGUACUCGAUCGUCUACGUCCUGGUCCAGGCCAUCCUCAUCGCCCUGAUUGUCGUCCCCAUCAUCUUCAAGGUCGUGCUCGGCUGGGCCCCCGCCACCCCGCCGUUCAACGGUAGCAUCUAA